UACAAAACUACUCUCUCUCCACUUCUCCUACAUCCUCAGAACUAUCCAUCGUAGCUAGUCCUCACUCUACGACCCCAAUACAGAGGAUCUUGAAGAGAAUACACAAGACUUGAGGAAAGAUCUUAACGCUCAAAUGCCAAUAACCAUCCCCUUCCCUCGAUCCACCAUCCCCACUUCAUCUUUACCCGAUUACCCACCAUCAUCUUCAUCCUCUUCCUCAGACUCGAUCGAUACAGACGAUACGAACGAUACAGAAGAUUAUGAAGCAGAACAAGCUGCUUUGAUACAAGAAGAAUGGGAAGAAUCUUUACGUCAAUUGGAGGUGGUGUUGAGUAUCAUCAUCAUGCCUUAUUUAGGUAAAUGGUAUGGUCGUCGAUUUGCUUAUUGGUUAUAUGGACGAUAUCAACAGACCGGCUGGACAUGGGCGUUUCUGGGAUUAUUAUGAAAUCAUAAGAGUACACCACUCCAUCUCAAAAACCUUCAUUCACUCUCAACCUCAAGCUUUCUUCGAAACAUUACUCAAUACAUGUGAUCGAUAGGAUACGAU
Tremella mesenterica DSM 1558 is the source of this 547-nucleotide messenger RNA. RefSeq lists its product as uncharacterized. The transcript is spliced from 2 exons. The record is from RefSeq and is a predicted model, not a curated record. Gene Ontology annotation, biological process: mitochondrial outer membrane translocase complex assembly; protein insertion into mitochondrial outer membrane. NCBI's taxonomy places the organism in Eukaryota, Fungi, Basidiomycota, Tremellomycetes, Tremellales, Tremellaceae. The coding region runs from base 134 to 445 and encodes 103 amino acids. Gene Ontology annotation, cellular component: mitochondrial outer membrane.